AACAUCAAAUUCGCGCGAUGGAAUACAAUCUGCGGACCGUGACCAAGUCCUACGGAAAGUACAGACAUCUUCGGUUCCCGUUGAAGAUUUGGAUCCUGGUAAAUGCUAGCGGGAACCGUUUUCUCUACUGGGAUUCGACGGAAACCGUCGUCGUGGUGGACCGAGAUGCCACGGAGCAGUAUCUGAAAUCGAGUGGAUCGAUUUUCUGCUGCCACAAGCUGGCGACCUUCUUCUGGCUGAUGGAUUUCAACGGAUUCGAACUGGUGAGUGAGUACGGGGACGACGAAGACGAGGACAAGCAUAUUCUGCUGUACAAGCAUUCGUCGUUCACACGGGAAAAUCGUGCGUACUUCGAACAGUUGCUUCGAAGUCAGAAAGCACGCGAGGUUAUCAACCAGCAGAACGGGAAUUGUUCCGUUCAUCGGGCGAAAAUUCCAAAGAGCGUGAAACAAUGCGAAGCGGAUGGAACCAGCGGCUCCCAGUCCCGCCUCUCGUCCAGCAGCUUUGCCCAGGAAAAGUUCAGUCUACUGAUGGAAAUGAAAUCGUUGGAUGUGUCGAUUCGUGAGGCCUAUGCAAGUUUGCCGAAGGGUGAGGACGACGAUGAAGUGAUUCCGGUCAUUGAGGUACCGGAUACGUACAGUGACAAACCCGCAACCAGUGUUCCGGAAUAUACCGAGCAGCGGAUCAUCGCUGGCAACUAUGGACGAGGCAAUCCGAAUGAUCUGAAGCGAUUUUUCGGGAACUACCUUCCGGUGUACGAAGACUCCCCCGGUAUGACGCUUCAUUCUUCUAAAGGCGUUUCUUUGUUUCUAAAUCAACGUUUUCAUUUUCCAGAGAUGGUCGAUGCUGCACCAUCAGAAGAAAAAGUAGCACAAGCUUCGGAACCGACAGAAGUAGCAACCGACGAACCACUGGAGGAAGUGGUUACGGUUUCACCCGAAACAUCAAAAACGGAACCGGCCAACACGCUGGCCACUUUCGACUAUCAAGAUGACGAUGGGAUGAUGGAUCUGGAGAACUUUAAGCCCACAAUCGGUGACGAUAUGCCGUUUUUGGGUGCUGGUGCAACGGAUGAAGAGGAGCUUGCUCAGGUUAAACACGAUACCAAGUGCAACACCGAACCAACGGAGGAGGCACAGUUUCAGCUGUAUUCGGAUAUUCGGGAGACGUUUGAUUUGCUGAAUGAGUUUUGAAUGGUAU
This is a messenger RNA of Ochlerotatus camptorhynchus, 1200 nucleotides long. RefSeq lists its product as uncharacterized. NCBI's taxonomy places the organism in Eukaryota, Metazoa, Arthropoda, Insecta, Diptera, Culicidae. The record is from RefSeq and is a predicted model, not a curated record. Bases 18 to 1193 code for a protein of 391 amino acids. Gene Ontology annotation, molecular function: sequence-specific DNA binding; DNA-binding transcription factor activity. Gene Ontology annotation, biological process: regulation of DNA-templated transcription. The transcript has a single exon.